ACCACAGGCCUCUACCAUUCUCUAUGGGGGAAAAUGAACUCUUGCAUCGCUGAGAUGCGACGGAAGUCCUUACUCCAUAAGCAGCUGUCCUUGAAUGCACUCGGGAAACAUGUUACAGAACUAAAAUUACAUCAUUUAAAUGAUCUUUUGGCAUUAUUGAUCAAACCAUUCAUACCGGAGUAGUGAUAUAAACAUUAAUGUAAGUUUUCCCAAGCCCAGUGAUGUCAGCCCCCAACUCGAACCAGAGAAAGGCAUGCUGGGGCGCUAGGGACGAGCUGUGGAAGUGCCUUGAUGAUAACCAGGACAAUGCCUCCUCCUGUGAGAAGUUCCAGAAAGAGUUUGAGGCGAGCUGUCCAGCUCAGUGGGUGAAACACUUCACCAAGAGGAGAGACUUUUUGAAGUACAAGGACAAGAUGCAGACGGAGGGCUUCGAGCCUGCUGACGGGCCUAAAGAGUCACGGUCCUAGCCAGUAGCCACUGGUCAGAAGACUUGAGAGGAGGGCUUCCUGGGGCCUCCUGGUUGAUGGACAGUAAGUGGACUGUCACUGGUCACUAGAGCACAAUCUUGCCAUGCCUCCCCAGUGACGAUAGAUGCUGGAUUUCAGUGACCUAACACCUGGACACUGGGUAGAUGUCAACUACGUGCCGCAGUCAGAUUCUCAAGCUUCUCCGCAAGUGUGCACUUGUCUCGUUCACUCCUCGCCUCAGACUAGUGACCGUACCUACGUCACGCAUGGGACAGGUGUGUGGUGACGUAACCACGGUGAGCGCUGUGGAAAGUGCACCCCUCACAGUCACAGACAUGGUUCUACAGGCUUUCUCUGUAUCCCUCUCUGCUCUCUCGAUACAACGUCAAGGGGUUGUAUGUGGUGUGACACAAAUCAACUGCUCCGUGACUGAUAGUCUAACCACAAUCGUUUCUUAUUUAUGCUAUUGUCAAAGAUGAAUAAAGAACAAAAUCUGAAUCUAUGAAUAGACAGUGAUAUGUUAUGUGUGUGUGAUCUGUUGUGAUAAAUAAAGACGAGUCAAUGGUUCAGUG
This is a messenger RNA of Oncorhynchus keta (chum salmon), 1039 nucleotides long. RefSeq names its product cytochrome c oxidase assembly factor 6 homolog. The transcript is spliced from 3 exons. The record is from RefSeq and is a predicted model, not a curated record. Gene Ontology annotation, cellular component: respiratory chain complex IV; mitochondrion. Gene Ontology annotation, biological process: respiratory chain complex IV assembly. NCBI's taxonomy places the organism in Eukaryota, Metazoa, Chordata, Actinopteri, Salmoniformes, Salmonidae. Bases 222 to 467 code for a protein of 81 amino acids.